AUGGAGGAGGGCAAGAAAACCAGGGGCCGGCAAAGAAUUCCGAUGCAGAGGAUCGAGAAAGCCGGCGAUCGAUUCGCGACGUUCUCGAAGCGGCGCAAAGGUUUCUACAAGAAGGCGACGGAGCUCUGCUGGCUGUCGGGCUGCGACAUCGGGAUAGUUCUGACGUCUCCGACGGGGAAGCUGUUCUCGUACUUCAACCCGUCGCCGGAGUCGAUCGCGCGGAGGCUCUUCAACCGGACGGAGAACGCCGGCGGAGAGAUCUCUCUGGCCGUCGACGGCCACUCUCGGCGGCAAGUCAACGAGCUGUACGAAAUGAUGGACGGCGUGGAGGCUCGCAUGGAGGGUUUGAACCAGAGAUCGAAGGUUCUGGAUCAGAGCAUUCCGUCGAACACCUGGUGGGACACUCCCGUCGACGAGUUCUCCUUGGAGGACGUUGAGAGGUGCCAAGCUUUCCUGGCAGAGAUGCAGACUCAGGUGAGUGCCCGCUUUGAUGCACUUAAUAAUGGCGGCGCUGGCUCUUCAAGCUCCAUAGCCGCUCAACAACAAAAUCCUGCAUUAUUCACUCCCUUGCUUCCUUCAAACGCCCCCAUUCUCUGA
Ipomoea nil (Japanese morning glory) is the source of this 597-nucleotide messenger RNA. Its product is annotated as agamous-like MADS-box protein AGL61. Bases 1 to 597 code for a protein of 198 amino acids. The transcript has a single exon. Gene Ontology annotation, biological process: regulation of transcription by RNA polymerase II. The record is from RefSeq and is a predicted model, not a curated record. Lineage: Eukaryota; Viridiplantae; Streptophyta; Magnoliopsida; Solanales; Convolvulaceae. Gene Ontology annotation, molecular function: DNA-binding transcription factor activity, RNA polymerase II-specific; RNA polymerase II cis-regulatory region sequence-specific DNA binding; protein dimerization activity.